AGGAGGAAACUGCUUACCUGGUUCCUCUGGAGAAAAUGUUGUCAUGGCAAUGAGCAUCACAUAGUACCUGUGCUAUGGGUGGGGUUGCUUGUUGUUGUGACAGCUAUGUAGUCAAACAAUGGUUGUUAUAAACUCACUUACCUUCAUAAUCUUUUGUAAAUAUACUAAACAUGAACACAAAUCGCUGGACAAGGCUUUUGGGAUGGCAAAGCAAGAUCAAGAAAGCUGAUGAGGAAGAGAAUACGGCAAAAGAAUCAAAUAAGACAAAGAAAGAGGAGACUCCAAAAAUAAACUGGAAGGAAUGGAUAAUCGAUCCAUCUGAAGAGUUUUACUAUACAUGGUUGCAAAUUAUGAUACUCCCUAUCUGCUACAACUGGGUCAUCAUAAUAUGCAGGACAUGUUUCUAUACAAUCGAAGAGACAUAUUUGGCAACAUGGCUAACCUUGGAUUAUAUCUGUGACUUGGUCUUUGUGCUUGACAUGAUUGUUGGGUUUCGCACAGGUUUUCUGGAGCAGGGCAUCCUGGUGCGAGACCUGUCCCGUUUGAAAACGCGUUACCUACGCUCCUCUCGAUUCAAAUGCGACAUUAUCUCUCUGUUGCCCACUGAUCUGCUCUAUCUGAAACUGGGGAUCCACACACCUCUAGUCAGGGUCAACCGCUUCCUGCGCACGGGCCGUUUGAACGAGGCAUUGGACCGCAUGGAAACGCGCACAGCCUAUCCGAACACCUUCCGCGUCGCCAAACUCAUGUUGUAUAUCUUCGUGCUCAUCCACUGGAACGCCUGCAUCUACUUCUCCCUGUCUAAUUACAUAGGCUUUGGUGCGGAUCCCUGGGUCUAUCCCAACAUCUCCGACCCGGAGUUUGCUUCCACGAGACGCCAGUACUUCUACUGCUUCUGGUUUUCCACUCUCAUCCUCACCACAGUGGGGGACACUCCGAGGCCCGAGCGCGAAGAAGAGUUUCUGUUUCUGGUCGCUGACAUGUUGAUCGCAGUGCUGGUGUUUGCAUCCGUCGUGGGGAGCAUGGGGGACGUGAUAUCAAGCUUGCGUGAUCGUGACAACGUGUUUUUCCCCAAUCACGAGCUGGUGAAGGGUUACCUGCGCAGCCGACGCAUCAGCAAAGAACUGCAGCAACGCGUCAACGACUGGUACCAGCAUCUGCACAUCAACAAAAAGAUCACACGGGAAAAUGAGAUUCUUCGACAUCUUCCUAUCACACUUCAGACAGCAACUGCAGUGAGCGUGCAUCUCCCCACUCUGUCUAAAGUCACCAUCUUUCAGAACUGUGAGAAAAGUCUGUUGGAGCAGCUGGUACUUAAACUCACCCCACAGGUGUAUAGCCCAGGAGAGUAUGUAUGCAAGAAGGGUGAUGUAGGUCAUGAGAUGUACAUCAUUAAAGAGGGGAAGCUGGCAGUGGUGGCUGAUGAUGGAGUAACUCAGUUUGCUGUUCUGGGGGAUGGAAACUUCUUUGGAGAAAUCAGUAUCCUGAAUAUCAAGGGUAACAAAUCAGGAAACAGACGAACAGCCAACAUUCGCAGCAUUGGUUACUCAGAUCUGUUCAGCUUGUCGAAAGAGGACCUGACUGAAACACUUCAUGAGUACCCUGCUGCCAAGGGCCUGUUGGAGGAGAAGGGUCGUCAAAUCCUGACAAAGAUGGGGAUGCUGGAAGAGACAGAUGAAGGGGAGGGAGAGGUAGAGAAAACAGAGGACAUGGUGAACCGUUUAGAAGCCAACCUCGAGACGCUGCAGACCAAACUGGCUCGGCUGAUAGCUGAACUAGAGUCCAGUGCCCGCAAAAUGAUGCAAAGAGUGGAACAACUGGAACUGCAGACAGAAGAAUGGGAAGGCAUUGUGGCUGAGGGUGCACAGGGAGAAAAAGAAGAGCAGGAAAAAGUAAAAGAGAGGGAGAUUGGCGAUGGGAAAGGAGAAGGUGAGAAGGAAGAUGUAGAGGAGCCAGUGGUUGAAGGAGAGAGAGGAGAGGGUGAUGGAGGAGAGGAAAGCCUGGGAGAAAAGAAGAAUAUUGGAGGAAAUGAGAUAAGUGAAAAUGAGAAAGAAGAGACAGAGGAAGAGCUUAUAAAAACAGAAACGCAUCAGGAUCAGAAAGGAGAUGAAAAGUAGGUUGAAAAUGUAUGUAAAAUAUACAUUACCAUUCAAAAGUGUGGGGUCAGUAAGAAUAAAAAAAACAUUUAUUCAGCAAGGAUGCAAGUGAUAACAAAGACACUUAUAAUGUUAUGGGAUUUCUACUUCAAAUAAAUGCUGUUCUUUUAAACUCCAUCAAAGAAUCCUUGGUUUCCUAUGGUUUUUAACAAAAAAAUAUUAAGCAGCACAACUUUUUUAACAUUGAUAAUGAUGAGAAAUGUUUCUUGAUCAGCAAAUCGUCUUAUUAAAUCGAUUUCUUAUUAAGUAACACUGAAGAUUGGAGAAAUGAUGCUGAAAAUUCAGCUUUGUCAUCACAGGAAUAAAUUACAUUAUUUUAGGGACGCAGAUGGUUUUGAUAGUCAGUUUCGGACGCUGCUUUUGUCUUGAAUAAAAUAAAUGUAUUGUCCAUACCUUCAGAAUAAUGAUUCUGAUUCAAAACAAACGGUGUCUUGCGCAAUUCAACGCUCAACACAGCACGGUCAAAAAGUU
Molecule: messenger RNA, 2627 nt
Organism: Pimephales promelas (fathead minnow)
Lineage: Eukaryota; Metazoa; Chordata; Actinopteri; Cypriniformes; Leuciscidae
Gene: cnga4
Product: cyclic nucleotide gated channel subunit alpha 4
Biological process (GO): monoatomic cation transmembrane transport
Cellular component (GO): intracellular cyclic nucleotide activated cation channel complex; plasma membrane
Molecular function (GO): protein-containing complex binding; cGMP binding; intracellularly cGMP-activated cation channel activity
Source: RefSeq, a predicted model, not a curated record